GAUGGUAUGCUACAAAACUUGGAGAAAGAGAUUGAUGAUGAUGCCAAAAUUGGCAGAGGCUGGCUGCUUCUUGACAGGGAUCGAGAUGGAAAGGUCACACCUGAUGAAGUUGCAGCAGAUGCAAUGUACCUCAAGGACAGACUUGCCCUUCAACAACUAAUCAGCAGUCUCUCCAAAGAUAAAGGGAUGGUCAAAGUCAAUGAUUGGGAGGAUGAAAGCAGAAACGAAUUCCUGAGGCUGGUCAAGAAAGAGGUGGAGGGAAAAGAUGUUGAUGGUGAAAAGGCUGCAAUGAAGGCAUACAAAGCAGCUAGUGACCAAAGUGAUGAAGUUUCUGAAGCAGACAAGGUUUCCUCUGCACUAAUGGAAAAGGUUGAUGGUAUGAUACAAAACAUGGAGAAGGAGAUUGAUGAUGUGAAAAUUGGCAAAGGCUUUCUUGACAGGGAUCGAGUUGGAAAGGUCACACCUGCUGCAUUGUGUACCUGAACAACUAAUCAGUAAUGGAUCCGGUUAACUGCAGCUUUUUUUUUAUAAUGUACUUAAGAGAGCAAAACACAUUUUGCGUCUUCUUCACCUUACUUUCCCACGUUGAUUUUGUGCAAAGCUCUUGCGGAUUUAAUUGUUUUGUUCCGUCUUUUGUUUCUUGGAAACCCUCCGAGUUUUGGGAAUUUGCACAAUUACACUCUUAUUAUUUACACUUACAACCUAUUAGUAUGUAUUAUGUCAACACA
Messenger RNA from Brassica napus (rape), 728 nucleotides. RefSeq lists its product as uncharacterized. Gene Ontology annotation, cellular component: mitochondrial inner membrane. The transcript has 6 exons. The record is from RefSeq and is a predicted model, not a curated record. The coding region runs from base 7 to 483 and encodes 158 amino acids. Lineage: Eukaryota; Viridiplantae; Streptophyta; Magnoliopsida; Brassicales; Brassicaceae. Gene Ontology annotation, molecular function: calcium ion binding. Gene Ontology annotation, biological process: intracellular monoatomic cation homeostasis.